AUGUCCAAGAAAUCCCUGCACUGGAGAAAUGACUCGGGGGAGCUUGAUGUGUUUGAGGCUGCAAAAUACUUUGCAGAUGCCAAUGAAAUCUCAUCUUUUGCACACAGGACUCACUAUGAGCCCUGGAGAGGUGGACGAAAGAGCCUAGACAUGGCCAUUUCGUUCCGAAAAUCGUCGCUAAUUCUCCCACCCGAAAUGGAAAAACCACAGGCCUCUAACAACAACAACAUCAAGAAGCACAAGCAGCCUAGCUCCCCAGGAGGCAGACUUGCCAGCUUCCUCAACUCCCUCUUCAACCAAACAAAGAAGAAAUCGAAGUCGAAAUCGGGGAAAGAUGAUGAAGAUGAAAGCCCCGGAGGGGUGAGGAGAAGAAGGAGAAGUAGCAUCAGCCAUUUUUAUAGCAUCAGAAGCUCCACAACUAAUGCCCCUUCAAAUCCCACCAUGCCUCCCAGUAAUAAAGGUAAUUCUGGCUUUAGAACCCCUCCCCCCUGCGCAUACACUCCCACAAAAUCCUACAAAGACUUCGCCGUUUUCUCAGACCAACAAGUCAUCAAUGGGCUCAAGAAUCACAAGGUGAUUGAACCCCAUGGGGAAAAGCCCAAUGGGGUCUCAUCACAGAAAUACAAGCUCAUGAGCACCAAGAAUAACAGUAAUAAUGGAGAUUCCAGAUACCCAGCAGAAGAAACUGAGAAGAGAAAGUUCAAUGGAGAAGAUGAUGAUGCAGACAGUGACACCAGCUCUGAUCUGUUCGAUUUACCCAACAGUGAAUUGCUGAUGGACUUCUACUCCUCAAGUGGUUUGCCUGUUUAUGAAACCACCAAAAUGGAUAGCAUCAAGAGAAGUGCACCAAUUUCCACUGCGGCAAUUUGAUGGUAGGAUUGUUAGGUGCCAGCUUGGAGGGCGAGUCCAAUUUCCUGUCAUCGAACUGCUGUUCAGUUGAGGCUGGUAGGUGCUGGAAGGGGAUUGUUAGGCACGACUGGAAGAGUCUAUUCAGCACCCUACCAUCGUGGUAGACUUAAUUAGGGGUGUGGAAUAUUGGGCAACUUAAACCAUGCUUCCUGACUUAGCUAAUGUGUUGUAAUUAAGGUUUGUUUCUGAACUUUUUUUUUUCUUUAAUGUAAUGGUAGAUUAUAUUUAUUGGGUGAUAUGUUAAUUUUGUAUCAGUGAUCUGCAUAUUUUUAUUUUUUAGUA
Messenger RNA from Ipomoea triloba (trilobed morning glory), 1191 nucleotides. Its product is annotated as protein BIG GRAIN 1-like E. Gene Ontology annotation, biological process: auxin-activated signaling pathway. The record is from RefSeq and is a predicted model, not a curated record. Bases 1 to 870 code for a protein of 289 amino acids. The transcript is spliced from 3 exons. Lineage: Eukaryota; Viridiplantae; Streptophyta; Magnoliopsida; Solanales; Convolvulaceae.